CAUACUGUGAUUGGCGUAAACGACACGACAGGGUUGUUUAAUGUAAACUGUGUUAUAGUAAGUGAGAGAGCUGCUCAGUCUUCUGUGUUCUCAGGGACCCGGUUACGUUAUCUAAUAAUUAGUCGUAUCAAGACAGUGUACACAUGGCUUCACACGCGCAGAAUGACAUCUCAGCCGGCUUCUUGCACGAGUACAAGUCAUUCGCCACAGACGCGGUACACGCUGGAUCAGAACCGGAGCAAUGGAACUCACUGGCCGUAGUGCCCCCCAUUUCAUUGUCUACCACAUUUAAACAGCACGCUCCGGGAAAACAUGCGGGUUUUGAAUACAGCAGGAGUGGAAAUCCCACUCGAAAUUGUCUUGAAAGAGCAGUUGCUGCUUUGGAUGGUGCACAAUACUGUCUCGCUGUUGCGUCUGGAUUGGCUGCUACAAUGACUAUCACACAUCUUUUUAAAGCUGGAGAUGGAAUCUUGUGCAUGAAUGAUGUCUAUGGAGGUACUAAUCGAUAUUUCAAAAAAAUAGUAGCCGAAGUGGGCCUUGAUGUGUCGUUUGCAGACUUUACAAAGCUGGAGGUGCUUAAGGCGGCUCUUAAACCCAAUACAAAGAUGGUAUGGAUUGAAACUCCCACAAACCCAACAAUGAAAGUUGUGGACAUUCAGGCUUGUUCAGAUAUUGUCCAUGAGCACAACAAGGACACAGUUGUUGUAGUGGACAAUACUUUCAUGUCAGCCUACUUCCAGCGCCCCCUGGCCCUUGGAGCGGAUAUCUGCAUGUAUUCUGCAACAAAAUACAUGAACGGUCACAGUGAUGUUGUUAUGGGGCUGAUUUCUGUCAGCCGUGACGACCUUUAUGAACGACUAAAGUUUUUGCAGAAUGCUCUUGGAGCUGUGCCCUCCCCAUUUGACUGCUACAUGUGUAAUCGAGGUCUGAAGACACUGCACCUGAGAAUGAAGCAGCACUUUAAGAAUGCAAUGGCUGCGGCAAAGUUUCUGGAGGCUGACCCAAGGGUGGACAAAGUCAUCUUCCCAGGUCUUCCAUCUCACCCUCAGCAUGAGCUGACAAAGAGACAGAGCACAGGCUGUCCCGGGAUGAUCACCUUUUACAUCAAAGGAAAACUGGAGCAUGCCAGCACAUUCCUCAGCAAUCUGAAGCUGUUUGCACUUGCUGAAAGUCUCGGUGGUUACGAGAGUCUAGCCGAGCAUCCUGCCAUUAUGACUCAUGCUUCAGUGUGUGAGGAAGAGAGAAAGGAGCUGGGUAUUAACGAUACUCUCAUUCGUCUCUCUGUGGGCCUUGAGGAUGAAGAAGAUAUUAUUGCAGAUUUAGACCAAGCCCUUAAUGCUGCUCAUCCCAAAAAAUAAGAGGCAAGAUCCAGUCAAGAUAGCCCUGGAACAAAGCUGAUGCCACGAUGAGAUCAGGACGUGAUUUUUGGCACAUUUUUAAUUAAAGUGUGUGCCAAUGAGGCUUGAAAAAUAUGUAUUGCAAUUAUCAGGGAUCAAAUAUGUUUAACACAUUCAGCUCUUUCAUGCAUCAGGAAUUUACCUUUUUAACCUCACUCAACGAAGAGAGAUAUUCAGAUUGCAUUUUAUGAAUUUAAAAUUUGCUGCUUAUGCAUUUCUAUCUACUGUAAUGAUUUCUUGGUAAGGCAGUCAUCAAGAAACGAUUAAAGUUUUAAUAAGGGAAAAUAUUAAAAUAUCCGCAAAGGGAAAACGUACAUAAUGAAAUUAUUUUUAACAUUUCACGCUGUAUAUUUAUACUGACUGAGUGAAUCAACAAGUGGUUCAUUCUGCCUAAUUUGCAAUGAACAGUUAACACCUACACAAAGUUUUUGAACAACACACAAAUGCACUUCUCCAAUGACUCAAAUCAGCCAUCACUGCUCAAAUUGUAUAAAUACGUCAUAUCUAAAUGCUUAAGCUUUUUCAUUUCUGAAAGGGUCUCGCUUGAACAUUGUUUGUGCUUCCAGACCCAUUAAAGGCCAUUUGAAGUCUC
Messenger RNA from Misgurnus anguillicaudatus (oriental weatherfish), 1989 nucleotides. Its product is annotated as cystathionine gamma-lyase. The record is from RefSeq and is a predicted model, not a curated record. Lineage: Eukaryota; Metazoa; Chordata; Actinopteri; Cypriniformes; Cobitidae. Gene Ontology annotation, cellular component: cytoplasm. Gene Ontology annotation, biological process: transsulfuration. Gene Ontology annotation, molecular function: pyridoxal phosphate binding; cystathionine gamma-lyase activity.